Messenger RNA from Striga hermonthica, 1131 nucleotides. NCBI's taxonomy places the organism in Eukaryota, Viridiplantae, Streptophyta, Magnoliopsida, Lamiales, Orobanchaceae. The record is from the annotation of a GenBank genome assembly.
AUGGUGUUAUCGUCCCUCGCCGCAUGGAACUCAAGCAUCAGACAAGCCGCAAGCCACGGCGACCCUCGAAAGGUCUUUUUCCUCCUCCGCCGAAUGAAACAACGACAGACCCCCGACAACUUAACUUUUCCCUUCGUCGCCAAAGCCUGUGCGAAGCUAGCAGACCUCAAGCUCUCGCAAAUGGUCCACGGCCACGUGGCGAAAACCCCACACAGUUCCGACAUAUACGUGCAGACGGCAAUGGUCGACAUGUACGUGAAAUGCGGCCAUUUGGAAUGCGCACACCAACUGUUUGAUGAAAUGCCCGUGACGGACUUAGCCUCUUGGAACGUUAUUAUCUCGGGUUUCGCUCGAGAUGGAUAUUUGGACAGGGUCUACUUGUUAUUUAGGAGGAUGAGGCUCGAUGAUGGUGUUGUGCCCGAUUCGGUUACAGUCAUGGGUUUGACCCGAUUGGCGUCAGGGAUGAAAAAUGCCAUGUUGUUGCACGCUGUUCAUUGUUUCGGGUUGAAAUCCGGGUUUGAAAAGGAUGUUUCGGUCGCUAAUACUUUUAUAUCCGGGUACGCAAAGUGCGGCAAGUUUCGCUUGGCCGAGAGGAUUUUUCUCGGCAUAGGUUCGGGUUCUCUUAGUGUCGUCUCCUGGAAUGCCGUGAUCGCGGGUUUCGCGUAUUUCGAGGAGUCAGACAAAGCUGUCCAGUUUUACUUGAAAAUGCUGAGGGAUGGGUACAAACCCGAUUUGAGUACGGUUCUUAAUUUGCUCUCGUCCUUUGCCCGUCCCGAAUUUUUAUCCCACGGUGUGGCUGUUCACACGCAUGUAGUGAAAUUAGGGUGUGAUGCGGACAUUCGCGUGCUUAACACGCUUGUCUCCAUGUACUCAAAGUGUGGAGAUAUUCACUCAGCUAGAGUUAUAUUUGAUCUCAUGAGCGAGAAAUCAUGCGUGACGUGGACAGCGAUGAUCGGUGGGUAUUCGGAGAAGGGCGAUUUGGACGAAGCUCUCUCGUUAUUCCGUACCAUGGAAGCUUCCGGGGAAAAACCAGAUAUGAGAAGAACAAGCUCAACUCCUCAGCCUGUGCCAAGUCAACUACAUAGUCAGACAUCCAAGAUGGAGGUUUCUUGCACCUACUGCUCCUUCUGA